AUGACUGAACCCCUCCGCCACCACCACCGCCGCCAAGCGGUACUAGGAAGAAAGAGAGAGACGCAACUAACCGAGAAGGAGACGGAGGAGGUACGUGUCGUAGUAAGGCGCCCGUGCACCACCAGAAGCACCAGCCAUCAGCAUCGACUACGGCAGCAGCAUCAGCAGCAGCAGCAGCAGCAGCAGCAGCAGCAGGAGCAGCAGGAGCAGCAGCAGCAACGGCAGCAACAGCAGCAACGGCAGAAGCCGUGGAAGAAGCAGCAACGUUGGCCAUCGCGUUGUCUGAUCAUCCUCGCCCUAAUGAAGAAAGAAAGAUAGAUGGAGAGAAAGAGAAAGACAGAGAGAGAGAGAGAGAGAAAGAAACC
This is a messenger RNA of Vespa crabro (European hornet), 365 nucleotides long. RefSeq names its product ataxin-8-like. NCBI's taxonomy places the organism in Eukaryota, Metazoa, Arthropoda, Insecta, Hymenoptera, Vespidae. Bases 1 to 318 code for a protein of 105 amino acids. The record is from RefSeq and is a predicted model, not a curated record. The transcript is spliced from 3 exons.